AUGGGAUUUUGGUUGAAUUUCUUUAAAUCCGGAAGUAAGACUGUUGCUAAUUCUGGAUCAGCGACAGGCAUCGCUGUUGACAGUUCAAAAUAUUCCAAUUGGAAUAAAGAGAACUUGAUCAAAAGAAUAAGAGAACUUGAAGGAGUAGAACCAAAUAGGGCUAAGGGAUCUAAGAAGAGAAAGAAUGACGAAGAGAGUAUAAAGGGAAAUUCUUCAAAGAGGUCUAAGAAAAAGAAGCCUAGAGAAUUUGAUUUCGCACAACAUAAUACAAGAUUUAUUGCUCUUAAAUUUGCUUAUUUGGGUUGGAACUAUAAUGGUCUUGCACUUCAAAAGGAGGCUACAAAGCUUCCAACUGUAGAAUCCAUAUUAUUGGAUGCCAUGAAUAGAUGUAAAUUAAUCCCAUCUAUGGUUCCACAGGAUUCCAAAUUCAGUAGAUGUGGUAGAACAGAUAAAGGUGUUAGUGCUAUGAGUCAAGUAGUAUCUUUGAAUAUUAGAUCUAAUUUAACUGAUGAAGAACAAAAGGAUCCCGCAAACGACUCCAAAGAACUUGAUUAUGCUCAUAUUCUAAAUCAACAAUUACCUAAUGAUAUUAGAGUAUCAGCCGUGGCAUUAAGACUUCCUGAAAGUUUUGAUGCUAGAUUUAGUUGUAAGAGUCGUCGUUAUAAAUAUCUGUUUAAUGCAAAUGGUUUAGAUCUUGAAAAGAUGCAAAAGGCAGCAAAAAUGUUUGAAGGUGAAAAUGAUUUCAGAAAUUUUUGUAAAUUAGAUGGAUCUAAACAAAUUACUAACUAUCAUAGAAAUGUUAUUAGUGCUAAAAUCAUGAAAUAUAAUGAUAAAUUCUAUUGUUUUGAUUUAGUAGGUUCUGCAUUUCUAUGGCAUCAAGUACGUUGUAUGAUGGCGAAUCUUUUCCUAGUGGGUCAAGGAUUAGAAGAUGAUACUUUGAUAACCAAUAUGUUAGAUAUUGAAAAGACUCCACAAAAACCAAUAUAUGAUAUGGCUAAUGAUCUUCCAUUAAUUUUAUAUGAUUGUGAGUUUGAUUGUGAGAUCGAAUGGUUAAAUACCAAUGUCAAUGAUUUUAAAUCUGUUAAGUAUGGCAAAGCUGUUGAUGCUUUAAAAUUGAAAUAUGAUUUAAAGGCAUGUUUAACAGAAUUAUUGGAAGAUUCUUUACCAUCACAAGAAUUUUCAAUGAGAGGCAAGACUAGAAUCAAUACUGGUGAUGGACUUGGAAGAAUUGUAUCUCGUUAUCAAAAGAUGGCCGACAGAGAUAUCAUGGCUGGUGUUGAAGUUGUUAAUGCCAAAUACAUGAGGAAGAAAGAGAGAAAGAAAGAGAGUAAGAAACUUGACAAUUCUAAACAGAAUUGA
Maudiozyma barnettii is the source of this 1359-nucleotide messenger RNA. RefSeq names its product pseudouridine synthase DEG1 (gene DEG1). Gene Ontology annotation, cellular component: cytoplasm; nucleus. Gene Ontology annotation, molecular function: RNA binding; pseudouridine synthase activity. Gene Ontology annotation, biological process: mRNA pseudouridine synthesis; tRNA pseudouridine synthesis. The transcript has a single exon. The record is from RefSeq and is a predicted model, not a curated record. NCBI's taxonomy places the organism in Eukaryota, Fungi, Ascomycota, Saccharomycetes, Saccharomycetales, Saccharomycetaceae. The coding region runs from base 1 to 1359 and encodes 452 amino acids.